Molecule: messenger RNA, 3713 nt
Organism: Triticum urartu
Lineage: Eukaryota; Viridiplantae; Streptophyta; Magnoliopsida; Poales; Poaceae
Source: RefSeq, a predicted model, not a curated record
CCCCCGAAGAAGCAGACCACCACCACCUCAUUCAAUCAGCAGUCCUCAUUUUAUCAGAGGGGGAAGGGAGGAAGCGGUUGCGUGUUCGCGGAGAAGCAGAGACCAAACCCUCUCCUCCUCGCGCGGGCACCGGGCGGAGAGGGAGGAGGGGCGCGCGGAGGACGAAGGCCGCCAGCAGCCAGCCGCGUCGACCCGAGCCGCCGGCCAAGAGGAAGAGGAUACUAAGGAUCUACGGCACGAAGACCAGGCCGCCCUUCACUCUCACCUACAAACGAUUGGCUACCGGCGGUGGCGCUCCGAGAUGCCAUCCUACCUAACAGCAAGCAGCCAAGCAGCAAUCAUUCAACAGUAGCACAAGCAUUCAAGGUCAAGCGAGCAGCAGGAACACAAGGAUUCAAAGAGCAGCACAACAUAGGUAGCAAGCAGCAGCAGAUCAGGUAUUCAAAGAGCAGCAGCAGCUCAAUGGAAGAAAAUCAGAAAAAAAUAUGAAAAGGUUGGAGAGGCUGCCGGGAUUGGGAACUUGGUUACCUGCCGUUGGGAGGAGAGGCUGCUGGAGCUGGGUAGCAGUCGCUGGUAGAGUCCAGGCGUCGACGGUGGCAGCAGCGAGUCCAGGAGGCGGCGGUGGCGGCCCAUUGGCUGCUGCCUGCGAGGCUGUGGGCAGCUUGUUCUUUUGUGGAGAGCGUGCGUGCGACACCUGCAAAAUAGGGUUUGGUGUUGGGCUGUAGCUGUUUUUCGGCUGACCGUGUCCCCAAUGUAUCAUGCACGUAUCCCAGCCGUGCCCCUGUAUUUUUAUUUUUUUUAAUUCGCAAAUUGUGGGAUACUGUGGGAUACGUGUAUCCUGGCGUAUCCUCGUAUCCUGGCGUGUCAGGACGGCCAAUGGGCAAGUUUCGCUGUAUCAAUCCUUCUUAGAUUACCCAGGUACAUUAUUCAGUUGAUGCUGCCAGAUAGGAUGGCUAGUUGAUCAUGUUUGACGAGUAAAGUGUAUUUUCACCGUUCUUCUUAGUUCCUACUCUUUCAGUUCAUGAAACCUGUAUGUAUUUGACCUGCCCACUAAAGCCCUUGGAAAUUUUCUUGAUUCCUACCUAAAAAUACAUUCAUGAAAUGAGUUGUUUGUGCUCCCAGUUCGACAUCAGGCAACUCUUUUGUUUCUAUUUAUUUGUUUUUUGCUAGCAGUUUUUUUUCCUGGAUAACAGAAACCGGUAAAAAUGUACUCUCAAAACCAUCCACACACCAUGUAAUACGAGCUAUCUGAAUUUUGAUCAUUUAUGUUUGAUUUUUGUUGCUCAAAAAUCAGGUCAGCGCUCACAAUUUCUUGUAUAUGUGAGAAUGAAGAGUAAGAAUGCUGCAUCUAAAUUUAUAUAAUGGAAAUAUAGUUUAUGCUGUCUCUAAGUGAUCACAGAAAAAGAUCAUGUGAUAUGUAUAACUCGUGCUAGAUCUCAGCCUUCAAGUGUACCUUCAUCGUGUGAUGCUAUUACCGUUAGAUCAUGGAAGGUACUCUUCCAUUGUGCCAUCGACACUGGUUGUUUAUAUGUUCCACCCAACAGAGCAUACAAGUUGUACAGCCUUGGAUUAUUCUUAGAGGCAGAAAUGCUUUAUAUGUUAAGAGCACACCACUGGUGUCCUUUCCUUUGAUGAUUAUGCAUGAAAUUCUACAUCACUUGCUGCAUCUUCAGGUUAGAGUGAGAUUCGGCUUCCAAAAUAGCCACAUUCUUCAAAGCAGCGAUUAAGAUUUGUUAGAGUUGGAGUUCAAUAUUUGGGGCCAUGAUUCCAUUUCGUUGUUUGUUUGACUUCAACUUGGGCAAUUGUGGGAAUUAGGUUGGGUAAGCAAUUGCCGUUUUCUCCAAUUAUCUGAUGACCUGGUACCCAGAUUAAGCAAACAUCUGAUCAGACUGUACAUGAGUCAUGGCUGGGCAUCAUUAUCACAAUUCCCAGAUUUCAAGAAUGGAUCGUACGAACCAGCCACGUAAUGAACCUCCGCCUUUUGGUCAAAAGUUAUUUAUGCAUCCUAGAGGUGAUGCACCUAAUGGAGCGGGACCAUCAGGUUAUGGGGUUACAACUGUGAGAUCUAAUGAACUUCCAUCCUCAAGCUAUGCCGGUCAGUCUUAUGGUCAGCAGAUGGGAGCCCCUGGAACCUUGCAUGCUUCCCAUGCUGGUUAUCCUCCUGCUGGAAGCUCUAGUAGCAGCUAUGCACCAUACAAUACUCAACACGUGCCUUCUUUAAGCUAUCCGCAUAGAUCGGAGGAUAGUUUUAUUCCUGGAGUCCAUGUGGAUGACAGAAGGGUUGCACCGAAGCGGAGAAAUCCCAUCACUCAUCCUGUGGAUGGUGUAAGUGCUGGAGGCUAUUAUCCUGGCAGUUCUUCCAAUAAUCAGUUCUCUGGUUACGUGCCCCUGAAUCCUGUUCCUACUCGUGAAACUUGCCCUCCACAAAUAAGUUCAAACAUGGGUUCCAGCCACUGGAACGAUCAUCAGUUUCUUAAUCAUGAAGGAUCUCAGAGGAAUGUGAGGGGACGCCAUGAUCAUAGUUCUAUCCAUUCGGAAUAUAAUUCAUCUACAGCUUGCCCAUCAAGCAGUGUUCAUGUGCCACCAUACCAUCCAAAUGCAAAUGCUCCUUUUGGAAGUGCACCAGUACAGCGGGAAAGAGCUCCUUUAUCUCUACCUCCCAGAAUUGUUCCUCCAGGGACAGAUGGAAGCACUGGCAUAGCAUUCAGAGAGAGGCCAUUCUAUCCUGCUCCACAGAGCACCAACAUAAGUGCUCCUGUGCCAACACUUCCUGGUUCUUCUGACGUUGCACCAUUUGCUCACAUUGGAUACACUCCUAGACCAGUUCAUCACAACGCUGGCCACAAUUAUCCACCGCCAGCUUUUACAACUUCUUCCAACUCUGGAGCAGUUCGGUGUGAGCCUGCUAACCCUCGCUAUCAACCUGCCAUGACCAGCUAUCCUCCUGCUACUGCUGCAGCAUCAUCAAGUGUCCAGCCAUUACAUGCCGAAGCUGCUGCAUCUUUUAGACAGCCUAGGCACGUCUCUGUAGGGCAUGGUGGUAGUGCAAGGAGUAGAAGGAUGAGGGAUUCCUAUCAUUGUUUUCAUCCUUUGAUGAUUGAGGAGAAUAACCUAGGAAGAUCGGCAGCUGAGCGUUUUAUGAUGCUGGACCAGUUGGUCAUCCAUGAGUCUAGAGAAGCAUUAGAUCCUCACUGGGACAUGAGACUGGACAUUGAUGACAUGAGCUAUGAGGAGCUCCUGGCGUUGGAAGAACGAAUUGGCAAUGUAAACACUGGCCUGGCUGACGAAAAAAUCUCAGGCUGCGUGAUGGAGCUAGCCUGUCGUAAUUCUGCCCGUACACAGAAUGAUCAAGACAAGGAAAGAUGCAUAAUUUGCCUGGAGGAAUACAAGCACAAGGACUCCCUUGGGAAGCUGAAAUGUGGGCAUGACUUCCAUGCGGGCUGCAUCAAGAAGUGGCUGGAGGUGAAGAACGCCUGCCCGGUUUGUAAAGCCGACGCCGCAAAUGAAACCACCUGAGGGACCAAGUAGUGCGCCCCUCCACAUUUAUCAUAGUUCAGGAAUUUCAGUUAUAUCUGCUCAUUGUGCUGCUCAAGUUGGCUGUGUAAAUAAUAAUUAAAGUCCUAAAGUUAGGAUUGUUUUGUGAACUCAAAACAUCGUGCCCGAUGUAAGUAUGAAUCUUUAAGCAAGUUAUGGAUUAAUUAUCCAAAGCCUCU